GCUUUCAAAUUUUUUCAAUCAAAUACUCAAACCACGUUUCUGUGGUCUGGCAGAUAACGAAAUAAUCUUAUUUUAUAAAACAGAUAUAAAUAGCAGAGUCUCUCAUCAACAUUGAUCAGCCCAUCAUAUUCAUGUCACGCAACGUGGCCGUCAUCGGAGCCGGACCUGCCGGUCUGAUAGCCGCCCAUGAGCUCCGGCUAGAAGGUCACAAAGUUGUUGUCUUUGAGCAGCAAAAGCAAGUGGGUGGCACCUGGGUCUAUACUCCACAGACCGAGUCAGACCCACUUGGGGUUGACCCUGUUCGGAACACGGUCCACUCCAGCCUCUACCACUCUCUUCGCACCAACCUCCCAAGAGAGGCGAUGGGUUUUCGGGUUUACCCUUUUAGGGUUAACGAUUCCGAGAAGAGAGAUGGGAGAAGGUUUCCGGGUCACAGGGAGGUUUUGGAGUACUUGACAGAGUUUGCCAAUGAGUUUGAGAUUGUUGAGUUGGUGAGGUUUGAGACUCAGGUGGUUCAUGUUGGUAUGGUAAUGGAACCCGAUGGAGGCUCCCCCACCAAGAAUUGGAGAGUAAGGUCAAAGUCAAAGUCAACGCCAAGGAAGAGAGAUUAUAGUCAUAGUGAUGAUGAGAAUGAAGAAGAGUUUGUUGAGAUUGAUGAGAUUUAUGAUGCUAUCGUUGUCUGUGUUGGCCAUUAUAAAGAACCCCGUGUUGCUCAAAUUCAAGUUGUUGCAGGCAUUGAUGUAUGGCCAGGAAAGCAAAUGCAUAGCCACAAUUACCGAAUUCCAGAGCCAUUUCGUGAUCAGGUUGUGGUUUUGAUAGGAGCAUCAAUGAGCGCAGCUGAUAUAUCUCGAGAGAUAGCUGCAGUUACAAAACAAGUCCACAUUGCAAUAAGAUCGGUCGACACUACUCGUAGAAGUACUGCACCCUCAAUCCGACCAGGAUAUGACAACACAUGGCUACACUAUUCUAUGAUAGAAAGAGUCCAUGAGGAUGGUAGUGUAGUUUUUGAGGAUGGCACUGUUAUCUUUGCUCAUACUAUUAUUCACUGCACAGGGUACGAAUACCAUUUUCCUUUCCUUGAAACCAAUGGCAUUGUGAGUGUGGAUGACAACAGAGUUGGACCCCUCUAUAAGCACAUUUUCCCCCCAUACUUAGCUCCCUCGCUAUCCUUUGUUGGUAUACCAUGGAAGCUUCCUCCUUUUCCAUUCUUUGAGUUGCAGAGCAAGUGGAUAGCAGGUGUUCUUUCGAAUCGAAUCCAGCUUCCAACAGCAGAAGAGAUGAUGAAAGAUGUUGAAUCCUUUUACUCUAAGUAUGAAAUCUCUGGCUUGCCAAAGAGGUAUACUCAUUGCAUAGGAGAAUCUCUGAUUGAGUACUAUAAUUGGCUUAGUGUUGAGUGUGAGUGUGAAUUUAUUGAAGAGUGGAGGAUUAAUAUGUUACUUUCAACUAUAAAUAGAGGGAGUUUACAGCCAGAGACAUACCGUGACAUUUGGGAAGAUGACCAUUUAAUAUUGCAAGCUCACCACGACUGGAAUCACCUAUGAAAAAUACACAACUUACUUGCUUAUUCAUAAAUUGUACUCUGUCUCAACAAACAAUUUAAUCUUAGUACAUAAACAUUAAUGAGCUGAAAGAGGUUUUUGAUUGCUA
This is a messenger RNA of Cannabis sativa, 1647 nucleotides long. RefSeq names its product flavin-containing monooxygenase FMO GS-OX-like 3. Gene Ontology annotation, molecular function: NADP binding; flavin adenine dinucleotide binding; N,N-dimethylaniline monooxygenase activity. NCBI's taxonomy places the organism in Eukaryota, Viridiplantae, Streptophyta, Magnoliopsida, Rosales, Cannabaceae. The transcript has 7 exons. The record is from RefSeq and is a predicted model, not a curated record. The coding region runs from base 132 to 1541 and encodes 469 amino acids.